Messenger RNA from Suillus subalutaceus, 582 nucleotides. RefSeq lists its product as uncharacterized. The transcript is spliced from 4 exons. The record is from RefSeq and is a predicted model, not a curated record. Lineage: Eukaryota; Fungi; Basidiomycota; Agaricomycetes; Boletales; Suillaceae. Bases 69 to 575 code for a protein of 168 amino acids.
UUUGUUUGCGUCGGUCAGAUUUGUGUUACGUUCUUUGCUUUCGGCUCUCUUCGUGAUCGUCAGUGACAAUGCGCCUAGCAACGUUUAACGUGUCGAGGCACUUGUUUCUACCAUGUCCUCAACGCAUACUUCCAUCCGCUGUCGUGCUGAGACGCACGCUCCCAGUCCUUGCUCGCCGUGCUAAUAUUUCUACUGCCGAUGAACGAACACUUAUCCAGGAUGCAGUAAAAGCGUGCAAGGGCAGAGCGCAUCGUCCCCGUCCCCUCCUUUAUAUUCACGCUCUUACCCGCACGCCGCCGCUACCUAUCCUUCGCCAUGCUCUCAUCACUGCUUCUCCCGCUGUCAGGUGGAUAUCACAGAAGCGCUCAGGAAAGAACGACGUGAGACCUGCUCAUAUAAGGGCAAUUGUUCGUGCUGUACUAGUCACCAGCAAAAACAAGAGUGGGAGGACGGUGGAGGAGCGUUUAGCACGAGAAAUCAUUGCUGUUGUUAACGGAGACAGCAAAGCUAAUACUGACAAAGAGCUGGCACACAAACAAACUGUGGUCAAUAGGGGCAAUGCGCUCGUGAAGUGAGGAUCUU